UGAAUUUCGCAGGAAUCUGAUGGGCGGAGGAAGCCAUCACGCGAGACCCGUCCAACUCCACUCCACCCGCGGCCCGCAGCUGUGACGGAGACUCCAAGGCCAUCACCAUCCACCCGCUCUCCUCCCCCUUCUCCGCUUGAUCCGCCGCCCUCCUCCUCCUCCUCCUCGAUCUCCACACUGCACUCCUCCCACUGCAUCCCCCGCGGCCGCUGCUCCCGCCGGAGAUGGCCUCCGCUCCCUUCGCCGUCUCCUCCUCGCCGGCGGCUUCCGCCCUGGCCGCGCGCUCCAAGUUGUUGGGAGGAGGAGGAGGGAAGAGCGAGGCGAGGACUGGCUGCCGCAUGGGGAUCACGAGGAAGAACUUUGGACGUGUCAUGAUGGCCCUUGCAGUCGACGUCUCUCGUUUUGAAAUAGUGCCGAUGGCCCCUCCAGACCCGAUUCUCGGGGUUUCAGAAGCAUUCAAAGCAGAUACAAGUGAUCUGAAGCUCAACCUUGGUGUUGGUGCUUAUAGAACAGAAGAGCUACAGCCCUAUGUCCUCAACGUGGUCAAGAAGGCUGAAACUCUUAUGUUGGAGAAAGGAGAAAACAAGGAGUAUCUGCCAAUCGAAGGCUUAGCUGCAUUUAACAAAGCAACUGCAGAACUAUUGUUUGGUGCUGAUAAUCCAGUACUUAAGCAAGGACGGGUUGCUACUCUACAAUCUCUCUCCGGGACUGGGUCACUGCGCCUUGCUGCAGCAUUUAUACAAAGAUAUUUCCCUGAAGCAAAAGUACUGAUAUCAUCUCCCACUUGGGGCAAUCAUAAGAACAUUUUUAAUGAUGCAAGGGUACCUUGGUCAGAGUACCGUUAUUAUGAUCCCAAGACUGUUGGAUUGGAUUUUGAGGGAAUGAUAGCUGACAUACAGGCUGCCCCAGAUGGAUCUUUUGUUCUGCUGCAUGGCUGCGCUCACAACCCAACUGGAAUAGACCCAACUCCGGAACAAUGGGAGAAAAUUGCAGAUGUCAUUCAGGAGAAAAAACACAUGCCUUUCUUUGAUGUUGCAUAUCAGGGUUUUGCCAGUGGAAGCCUUGAUGAAGAUGCAUCAUCUGUCAGGCUUUUUGUUAAACGGGGUCUGGAAGUGUUCGUUGCACAGUCUUAUAGUAAAAACCUUGGUCUAUAUUCAGAAAGAAUUGGAGCAAUAAAUGUUGUCUGCUCAACACCUGAAGUUGCAGACAGGGUGAAGAGCCAGCUGAAACGAUUGGCGCGGCCCAUGUACUCAAAUCCCCCUAUUCAUGGUGCUAGGAUAGUUGCCAACGUUGUUGGGGAUCCAACCAUGUUUGGUGAAUGGAAGCAGGAGAUGGAAGAGAUGGCUGGGCGUAUCAAGAAUGUAAGACAGAAGCUCUAUGAUAGCUUGUCUGCAAAGGACAACAGCGGCAAGGACUGGUCCUUCAUUCUGAGGCAGAUAGGCAUGUUCUCCUACACGGGCUUGAACAAAACUCAGAGUGACAAUAUGACAGAUAAAUGGCACAUAUACAUGACGAAGGAUGGGAGAAUUUCUUUGGCUGGAUUGUCCCUGGCUAAAUGCGAGUACCUGGCCGACGCCAUCAUCGAUUCCUUCCAUAAUGUCAGUUAGACGAGGACUCAGGUCACUGCUAUUGUGGUUGAUCCUUAAAAAUGCUGGGAUUUUUUGUGUCCUUCCAGCUUGAGUUCUCAGCCAGGAUUGUAUGUCCGGCAGUACGUAAUUUGGACAGUUAUUUUCGCAGUACUACGAACUCGCAUAUAUUUUCCUUAAUCUACACUAGCUCAUAUAUUAGAAUCUUGUAAUACCAAAUUGAAUAAUAAGACCAACAAUAAGCCACACUAAAUCCA
Molecule: messenger RNA, 1843 nt
Organism: Oryza brachyantha (malo sina)
Lineage: Eukaryota; Viridiplantae; Streptophyta; Magnoliopsida; Poales; Poaceae
Product: aspartate aminotransferase, chloroplastic
Exons: 11
Coding region: 225-1607 (460 amino acids)
Biological process (GO): biosynthetic process; amino acid metabolic process
Molecular function (GO): pyridoxal phosphate binding; transaminase activity
Source: RefSeq, a predicted model, not a curated record